Talpa occidentalis (Iberian mole) is the source of this 1056-nucleotide messenger RNA. RefSeq lists its product as uncharacterized. The transcript is spliced from 5 exons. NCBI's taxonomy places the organism in Eukaryota, Metazoa, Chordata, Mammalia, Eulipotyphla, Talpidae. The record is from RefSeq and is a predicted model, not a curated record. The coding region runs from base 40 to 1056 and encodes 338 amino acids.
AAGCCUGCUCUCGCUCGGCUACUGGGCAGGGGCCCGAGGAUGGCUGGCCGGACCCUCGCUCUCCGCUACGGCCCCCCUUGGAGACCCAUCUCUGGGUCCGAGGCGCCUGGAUCCUGGCCCCACUGGCAUCUCACCAGCAGCGGCGUCGCCCACCAUGUUAUCCCAGCCGUGUCCUUCCCCCCGCCCACCGUGCAGUGCACGGUGGCGGCGCCCCUGCCCCCGGCCGCCCGGCAGGAGUCCCACGCCUGGGCUUUCGACGAGGUCAUCAGCAGCUGGGAGACGACCCACCGCUCGGCGUACGUGCCCAAGGCCCACGGCGGACUCUACGCGCAGCCCCGCGCCCCGGAGCCUGCGGACCCCACGCGGGAUGUGGGGAUGAAGGAUUUAGGGGAAAAGCUCAGACACCGCGGCUGGCGCCUCCCGCUGACCACGCGGCACCAGCGCAGCGAGACCAGGGCGCAGUUCCGCGGCUGGCCGCACCUGGACCCGCGCGCGGGCGUGGGCGCCGGCCCCCCGCCCCCGGAGCUCGCGGGCCGCCAAGGGGGCGCUUCCCAGGCUCUAAUCCCCUGGACCAAGAACCCUGAGCUGGCAGGCAGGUCUUUCACAGUCUCCAGCCAGGGCAUCCUGGACGGCGGCCAGCUCUACCUGACCACCUCUGCCAGGGACUUCCAGCGCCCCUCCAAGAAGGCGUCGUCGGGAUACCCCCGCAAGGACUCGCUGACCUACUGGAGCUUAGAGGAGACGCCCCGCGGCUGGGGCCCAGGUCGGCAGCGGCAGCCCUGUCCGCCCUCCUCUGGGCUGCCCCCGGCGCGGAGGCCCCGCGUGCCCCGAGCCGCGCCGGUGACGCCCGCGGUGCCGCACCGCGGGAUGCUGACGCUGGCCCAGGAGUCCUACGGCCUCCCGCUGCACCCGCUCCGCUCGCUCGACCGUGUCUGCCCGCUGGAGUUGCCCUGGGGCGGCCCCCACUGGCAGCCGGCGCCGGGCCUCCACCGUGUGCCGCAGGCCUACCGCCCCGAGAGCGCGCAGUACGGCAGCCGGAGGCCGGCGCUCGUCUGA